This is a messenger RNA of Nematostella vectensis (starlet sea anemone), 2076 nucleotides long. RefSeq names its product rho-related BTB domain-containing protein 1. Gene Ontology annotation, biological process: small GTPase-mediated signal transduction. The record is from RefSeq and is a predicted model, not a curated record. Gene Ontology annotation, molecular function: GTP binding; GTPase activity; protein binding. Lineage: Eukaryota; Metazoa; Cnidaria; Anthozoa; Actiniaria; Edwardsiidae. The coding region runs from base 115 to 1887 and encodes 590 amino acids. The transcript is spliced from 5 exons.
GAGAGAUAAAGGCUUCAGUGUAUUUACUUUAAACGACAGCUUCAUAUUGUUGUCACACGAUUUAUUUUCUACCAUAAAAGCUACCAAUUUUGAUGCACCCGCAGUUAGGAAGUCAUGAACGCAAUAAACACGCGUCGACUGAAGCUUAAGGUCGUCGGAGACACCAAUGUUGGUAAAACCUGCAUUUUGUAUCGUUGGUUCUUAGAAAGCCAGUCGCCGCAAGACGUCUAUACCGUGAUGCCAAAGAGCAUCCCUCCCGUGCAGGAGUCGUUUUACACAAACUUCUCCUACGACCGAGUGAACUAUAUAGUGACUUAUUGGGAUACAUGUACCCUUGCCAGGACUGAGGAACUCGACUUGUCCAAGCUACGGCCGUUGGAGUAUCGCGACACAGACGUUUUCAUAAUAUGUUUCGAUAUCACCAACCCCACCUCCUUCCAGAACGUCUCCACAGUCUGGGUGCCUGAGCUGAAGCACUAUAUGCCAGAAACGCCAGUUUUAGUCGUCGGGAAUAAGAAAGACAUGCGGACGAACACAAGCUUUUUGCCGUGUAUGGUGAGCCCUUCUAAAGGUGAGGAACUCGCUGCACGCUUGGGAACCGUUUAUCGAGAGAGCAGUGGGUACACUGGGGAGGGAAUCAGAGAAGUUGUCGGAACAGCAGUACGACUUGCUGUUCAACAUCGUCUGCAGACACAGACGAACAAAAAACGAUUUAGAAUGUUUAGACGGUCUCCAUCGAAACUUUGUAACCAUCAUCCAGAGCCGCCUCUUCUUCCUGUUCCUGUACCAGCGCCAGAAAUUAAAGUCGAGGACUCCAAGUUUGCUGAGGACAUGAAAUGUAUGUUGGACAGAUCUACUUGCUACGACGUGUCAUUUCGCUUUGGUUCUAACCUACCACUUUUACAAGCGCACAGAUUUGUGCUUUCAAUCGGCAGCGAGUGGUUUCGAGACUUCUUCGAGAAUCAAGACCACCUUCAUAAAAACCAAACACAUCGGACUAUUGAUAUACACUCUUCUACCCACGAAACACAGGAAAUAUCGGAGAGCCUACGUUUACAUACUUCGCCCAUUUAUGCCCAGCCUAGAUCAUUCACUCACUUGAUACGAUUUUUGUACCUCGGACAAUUCGACGUUUUUGAUAAAGGCUUGGUCUCUGAGGUAUUAUCAACCCUAAACUGUGUGCACAUAGCUGAGCUGAAAGAGAUAUGCACGAAUAUACUUAAUAAUGAAGACUUUAUGAACAAAGACGUUAUUGAGAGCUUUAUUGAAAAGAAAUCAAAGAUAGCAAAGGAAGUAUUUCUGAACAGACCUUUGAUGUCCGAUGUUGUGUUCAGAGUGGAAGGGCUUCAAGUGCAUGCGCACAAGGCUAUCAUCAUGGCACGCUCCGAGGUUAUGGCGGCCAUGUUUGGUGGCAGCUUCGCCGAAAGCUCAAACGAAGAGAUAAAGCUGAAAGACACACCGCUAAAGGCGUUCAUUGGACUGCUUGAGUAUCUGUACACAGACAAACUAUCGCCACACGAGAGUCUCGGCGAGGACAAACAGCUUUUGACCCUGGCUGAUAGGUUUUGUCUGAACCGAAUGAGGAGCCUUUGCGAGCGACGUAUAUCCGAACAUCUUAUCGCGAGGGUGAAAAAGCAGAUGAGCGUGGACACAGAAACAUGCGAGGAAGUCAUCGAUGCAUACCUUCUUUCUCAGGCUCUUAAUGCCGAUCAGUUGCACCGUUCAUGUGCUUACAUCAUGAAAACAAAUUACGCUGACUUCGAGUUCAAGGAAGUUCUAUCCCAGCUCAAACCUGCCGACAUCCAGCAUUUAACGGAACACAGAUGGCCGCCCUUGUCGUUUUUUCGACAGCUAGAGGAAUACAAGAAGAAAACCGGAAGACAUUGAAUAUUCAAUUGUUUAACCGAGUAUCAUUUGUAGAUUCACGUCAAUCUAACACCACGUUAUUUACGAGACAACCAGAUCUACGAAAAACAUUUUCCAGAGUAUAUUUGUAACAAAUAUAGAAAAGCAUUGUAGUUUCGCAAAUGUAAAUAAUGUCUAAAAACAGCUAAAUAAAAUGCUAAUAACCGGUAA